GUUAAUGGCACUCAUCAAAGAAAUAUUUGUUGAUUUUAAGGUAAUUUUUUCCUCAGUGUAUGCGUGCGUUAGUACGUGCAUGCGACGUUUAAGAAAGUAAUAAAUACCAGAAUGUAUAACGGAUAACAUAUUUAACGAGAGAAUCUGCGCCGCGUCUCCUUUCGAUACAUCUCACUCCACAUUAUGACAGAAAAGCCGCGGACUUUCCCCGGACGUUUAUUUUGCGCGCGCGCGCACGAGGAAUUUCGGCUCCGCGGCGCCGAAUAAAAUUAAGGAGCCUCUUUUUUGCGCUUUCUGCAUACUUGUGUCGCGCCGGCGAUUUCCUAGAGCGUGUAAAUACGUUCCGGAUCCAUGGACUCUGCUCCUCCUCGUACUGACGUUACAAGAAACCCGGAUGGUAGCGGGCGGCCGAUAGUGGGGACGACACACCGACGCGCUUCGCGCUCGUCAUCGACGUGCAAGCGAACAUAAAACGAAGCGGCAAACGAGAUCGAGGCUCAGUGCUUACUAGGCGAUCGAUCGAUCGCCACGGACCCGCGCGAGAACAAACGACGAACUUGGCCGGUUGGUGUUCUGAUGACAACAACAGCCACAGCUGUUGCUGCACGCGUGUGAAGCGACAACACCCCCGCGCCGACGUGAAGCGAGUGAAGUCGCGUGAAAAGCGCACGGGAAAGCAAUCAGCAGCAGAAGAAGAAGAAGGGAGACACAAGAGUUCACGAUGACUAGCGGAACUUUGAUUCUUAUGAGGGUCACCACCUGUAUUCUGCUGGGCUGCAUGACGAUGCGAGUCACCGGCUCGGCAAUACCGAUGUGGGAAUUUCUCUCCAGAGAUGAGAAAAUGAGUCACCUGUACGAGCUGUUCAGCAAACAAGUGACACGGUUUUGCGCCGAUUCAUCGAGGCCGGACUGCAACAAGAACUUGCUGGUAUCCGGCAUACGGAGCCUCGCCGGCAUGGAUGACAAUGUCCUCGACAAGUUGGACCCUUACCAACGCGGCGCCAAAGAUAUGAUUUGGCAUGCCAUGGUGGGAAGCAACAGAUUCUCAUCGAGAAUCAGCCACGAGUCGGCCGACGAAUCCUACUUCACGACCGGAGCCGAUUUAUCAGCGAGCAGUGGCAGCGAGACAAACGGUCUCGGUGAGGAGAGCAUGGCCAACAGCGACUACGUACCAUCGUCGGAGCAGCACAGCGGCCCGUAUCUGGUCGGUCCGAUGGUGAUACGAGUCUAUCCGGACGGCCGACCGGUUCCGGAGGACCAGAAACGUCCGCUGCCACGCGACGAGGACGUGGACGAGCUGAGGUUCUCCCGUCUGCCAUCCGUGGAAGAGAUUGAGGCUCGCAGCGGCAGCACGUUCUACGGGAAGGGCCCGAAGGAGCCGGUCGGCAUGUCCUCCUCGCCGUCCUAUGCGGUCGACGAGGGACGUAGACGGCAGCAAGCACCAUCGGUAGUGCGUUUUCGCGGCGAGCCGUUGCCCUACGAGAGAAGGGCGAUCUUGCGAGGCGCGACGAUGAACGAACGCGGGCUGCGUUAUUAUUGACGAGCUGUCGAUCUCCCGUGUCUCUUAACGCCUUAAGGCGAGAGAUGCCGUGGAGCGUGUGAGACUCGUCUGUCCCGUUCCGCGACCACGACGAGGGAUUUUCCGCGAGCGGAAUGCCACGGCGAGAUGUCGCGAAGAUGAACGGCGUCGCGGUUAUCGCGGUAUGUUACGAUAUGGUACGCGGAGAACUCACAAAAAAGUGAGAGACAGAUGGCUGCGAUCGCGACGGACACGAGCAUGUCGUGAUCAACGAUCAUGAUCGAUGAUUAGAAGAAUGUGCAGCGAGUACUGCGAAGUUCGUCUGACAAGAGAGCCCGUGAUUUACGCGCGAGUCGCGGCGAUUGUGAGGGAAGUUGACGAUUGGUCGGUAAUUAGAUUCUUAAGAUAACAAGCGCGUCCGAGGAGGACACACGUGUACAGUCGUAGACUAACGACGACAACGCGGACAAUCGCCGACCAUGAGGAUCAUUCAGUGUUUUCACUUAUUUAAUUCCAUUCAUUUGCUAUUUAUUUAAUCGUGUCGAGAUGAGAUUGUCGUGAUUCAUCUCAAACUUCAACGGAGAACACUUGGAAGUGUUGGCGACACUUCGAUCAGAAAAGAAAAAAA
This is a messenger RNA of Odontomachus brunneus, 2147 nucleotides long. It is a transcript of the gene Reg-5, whose product is annotated as rhythmically expressed gene 5 protein. Bases 722 to 1540 code for a protein of 272 amino acids. NCBI's taxonomy places the organism in Eukaryota, Metazoa, Arthropoda, Insecta, Hymenoptera, Formicidae. The record is from RefSeq and is a predicted model, not a curated record. The transcript is spliced from 4 exons.